This is a messenger RNA of Haemorhous mexicanus (house finch), 17939 nucleotides long. RefSeq names its product coagulation factor XIII A chain (gene F13A1). Lineage: Eukaryota; Metazoa; Chordata; Aves; Passeriformes; Fringillidae. Gene Ontology annotation, molecular function: protein-glutamine gamma-glutamyltransferase activity. Gene Ontology annotation, biological process: blood coagulation, fibrin clot formation; peptide cross-linking. The record is from RefSeq and is a predicted model, not a curated record. The transcript has 26 exons. Bases 13884 to 16100 code for a protein of 738 amino acids.
CUUUCUACUGGGGCAAGUUCCCCAUCGCUUGCUUUCGUGCUGUGCUUUCAGCCGUUGUUUUUGUAGUCUGUCAGCACAACCUUGAGAGAAAGGACUUUGGCUGCGAGCUGAACACACAGUACCAGCUGUACUGAUUUCCAUCUCCUGCUUGCAGCUUUUACGCUGGUGAACUUCUCCAAGGAGCUCUGUUGAGUUUUCUGAUUUGUGUUGCAGCCAUCAGGACUCCAAAAGUUCUAAGCAAGCUGAAAAAAAGGAAGGAUGGAAGUGGGAGAAGAGCAGGCUGGAAGCAUUAUUCCUAGUUCAGGUUCCUGUCUUCUCCUUCAUGGAGAGAUAAACUGAUCUGAUACUCCAUCUACAGGAGUUUCUCUGGUCCUAAAGAAGUGUACGUUAGCCAAAAGGAUUUGUAAGGCUGUCCUGGAACAGAGGUGCAGCACUGUGUGCCCAUCCUCUCCCAACUGCCUGGGCUGCCCGGGGAUGGAAGAUGCAAAGCAGACUGCCUCUCUGGGAGCCCUGCCAGCGGCUGACUCAAGGUGAAGGAUCUCGGGGACCGGCUGCAAUGGGAGGGGCUGUGGGCCCUCCCUGCUGGAAGGGUUGGAAGAGGAGGGCGGAGGGAUGGCCAGGUCCGCCUGGAGAUAUCCUGGAUGCUUCCACACGUCUAUUUCCCGGAGAGCCACCUGAGGGUGCUAUUUGUUCAAGUUCCUGACCGCCGAGGCCCCAACGAACCUGCAGAGCUGUGUUUUUCAUUGUGGAGCUUUCCCGUACAAGGAUUAACCAUCACAAGCGGUGCAGUGCAGCUCUGGCAACCUCCCUGGAAAACACGCAUCCUGAAUAAUGAUGACUGCUGAAAGCAGGACAGAAAAUCCACCCUUCUGCUGCUUAAAUCAGCACUGGCUACCAGCACCCCAGACAAAGAGCAGUGCUGGGUGGCAACCCCAUGCUCACAGCCUGCCCCCCUUGCAAACCUGGCUUGCUCUCUACAGGGACUCCCAUCAAAGCAUGCAGGCAAGGCAAGAAAUGCUAACUGUGGGGAUGCUCCUGUCCAGCAUCAUGUAUCUGUUUGGGGGGGGCAGGAUUCCCAGUUCCUCUGGAGGGUAUUUGCUUGUGUUUUCUGCUUUAGGGACCAAGACCUGCAGUUAAGGACUAGUAGUGCUUGAGGUGAUGAACAAUCAGGGACAGCAUGUGGGGAGAACAAGCAGCUCAACCUCCUGCCUUUCCUGGUUCACUUUCUGCUUGUGACAGAGGGCAGGAAGUAACAUUUAGCCCAGGUUGCCCUACUCACUCCUGCCACAGGCAGCACCACCAGUGGGUCUUGCUGAAGCUAACAGGCUGGCUUCUCAUUUGUUUCUCACUGUCAGGAUGAUGAGUCCAACUAGAUUUCUGUCUGUUUGUGUUUGCUGCUUGUUUGUGCUGACAAAACACAUGCAUAGUUUGUAGUUUCCUCAUUUCAGCUGGUUGCUGCUCCAUUUUAAUGCGAGGCACUUCGUUGGAGGUCAUUUACUCAGUAUGUUGCUGGGCCAUUUACAAAUAUGAACUGAUGAAUAUUUCAUCAUUGUUCACCAGGAAUUCUGUUGAAGUGUAGAGCUUCAUGGCAGUGAGUCAGUAUGUGAUGCACUCAACCUGAAUUCGUUUCUUUGCAGCAUCUCUCAUCAGGCGUGCUAACUGCUGACGUUUGGAAGAGGGAGGAAUACAUAUAUGUAUUAAUACAAUACUCUUUAUCUCGCCUUGAUGCUACUUAAAUAUCCAUGUUAUUCAGUGUUGCUUGGGAAAGGGAAGGGGCGCUUUCAAUAAAAUAGCAAGAGCAGUCAUCUAAUCCCAUUCACUGUAAGUGCAAUCCCCAGUCUUCCUUUCCUUCCCGCAGUGCCACACCUCCAGGAGGGAGGCUCUGCUGGAAUCAGAGACUCCCUCUUUAGAAUAGGCACUUGCAGCAGAGGAGCUGGUGAGACCAGUUCAUCUUGCUGCAAAACAUUCUAAUGGAAGCAGGGCACGGUGUGCAGGGGACACAUGCCUGUAUUAAUGCCUGCUUGAGACUGCAAAGAGCCUGGAGCAAUCGUUCCACAGAGGGAUACCCAAGCGAUUUGUCUCAGAGACCAAUGAUGAUUCAGGCACCUGCAUCAUUAGGUGUUUUAUUGCUGAACCAACUGAAAAAAUCAGUCUGGGAUAGAGUACCAAGGCUGACAGCAGGGUGUGUAAAAGUAGUUUACCCUGCAGCUGAGAGGGAGGAUGUCGCUCUGUUGAUGGUGGAGUGGCAGCAGAAUGUCCCUGCUGCAUGAUGCAGAUGUGCUGAUGGCAGUGCCUCCCUCCUCAUCCACUGACUGAGGAAAAGCCAGUGGGAAGGCUUCCUCUGUAAUGGUAGUGUUUUUUACACACCAGUGUAAAUCAGUAUUGUACUCCUGGAUUUUCUGGAUUGUGUGGCUUUCAUGGUGAUUGAAGUCUCACAUGGAUAACCAGGGCUGUGGAGCACUGUGUUUCACUAGUGAGAAAACAAUCCAGCCAACAGUGCCCUGUAACCAUCCAUGCUUCUUCAGCCCUCUCCUUUGGUGCUGUUUGUGGUGAGUCCGAAGGAGCCUGAAGGAACAAAGGUUAUGGUGACCGUGGAAAGGAGGUUAGGUGUACUUGAAAACUGUCUCCAUCCCCAUACACUCAGAAACCUCUCUCUGGUGCCUCGACCCCAGGGAGGGGCUGCAAAAUCUGCCUGCUCUUUAUUUAAUGCAGGAUGGUUUUCUGCUGUUUCUGAGCUAGAGUGAAGGAGAGAAGUUGUGAAUACAUAAAAUUUGGUAGCUGUGUGGGAAGUAGGGGGUCAUCUUGACAUAUGCAGAGGAGAAAAGCUGGUGGUUUGGAACCAAGCUCCACAAUUCCUCUGCGUGAAAAAUGAGAUAGACUCCUCAUCUUUUCACUCUUUCAUCUCAGCUUGUCAAUCUUAAUAUAUCAAUAUUGAUGUUAAUAUGCCAAUAUUGCAGUUUGCCUGGCACAGUGUGUGCCUAUACAACAGGCCACCUGAUGCUGCACUGCAGCAGCCAGGUCCUACAAACCUGAAUGCUCUGCAUGGUGUGAAGCUCUUGCCAUACACUGUGCAGAACAGAGGUAGGAAAUUUUUGAGACUGAGCAAGUUUUGUGCUAGGGACACUGCCUAGACUAUGCUAUUCAAAGAGGUCUACUAUGUACUCUUGGUAUAUAAACGAGCCCACAGCACCAAAUUACGCGGAACUAGCUUUAAUUUUAAUGAUCUGUAGGAUUUUUGCUUUAGGGUUUGGUUUUUGGUUUUUUUUGGUUCUUUUCGUUUUAAGAUUUUGUGAAGUCUGUAGACACUGGAAGUCUGUAGAGCAUGGACAGCCCACCACUGUGCUAUUCAUAUCUUGUGUAUGCAUAGAAGUACAGUGUGCCUUCUAUUAUUGCAUGUUUUGGAAGAACCCCCAGAGAGGUCUGGUUCUCCUAGGUACAAUAUCAUAGCUGUCCUUUGGUUCCUUCCCCUCAAAAGAGCCCAAACACAGUGAAGGCAUUUGCUGAAAAAGUAGAGUUAGGUGAGAUGUACUUUUUGUGACUGCAAACUUUAAUCACCAUUCUGCCAGACGCUUCACUAAUAUGUCUGCGAAAAUAAAUCUUUAAACCCUUUAAACCCCUCUGUGCUUCAUCUCUACUUUUUAUGAGUGUGUUUUGGAAGGCUUUUGUUUGUGUUUUAUUCUCUUUAAACUUGACUUAUCUCUUCAUGUUUUUUCAGGCUCAUACCCCACAAUACAAAGUGCUCAGUGAAAGCCAGCUUGUAAAAGGAGGAUAAUGUCUGGAAGUUAGAUGUAUGGGAACUUGAUGCCAAUAUUCAUGAUAUGCAAUGAAAGCAGGCAGUGUGGAAAAGAAUGUGAGGGUGUCCUAGACUCCAUCAUAGUCUUUAUUGGUCUUCCUCGUAGACUUUAAAAAAUAUACUUGGAUUUUUAAUUUGACAAAAUGUAAUGACAGAAUGAAACUGAUUCUGUAGUCAGUUUUUCCCAAACAGCUCAAUUAACCUGUCGAUCUUUAAAAUACAAUUAAUAACUUUUUGUAGAGUGAGAUUUCUUUUCUGUGGGGGUGCAGGCGUGUGUGGGUGGUUACUGAGCAUGCAUGGUACUCUAAUCUCUUCUCACUGUCUCUCUUCCAUUCUCUAUUUUUGAGGCACACAGAUAUUAUGGGCCAGAAUUUGCCACUUCUGUCAUCACAGAAAUAAACAGGACUAGUCAUAGGGCAAAACACGACUUGCUACAAAUGUAAGUGACAGAAAUUAUACCUGAAUGGUCAUUUUUAGUAAUACUUGAUUAAUUUCCAAAGUGGAGAGCAAAUUAAUGAACUUGUAUUAGGAUCUAGGAGAACAAAGAAGAAUGUUUGCCAUUCUUGAGCAACUUGGUGAAGGGAGGACAAUACAAUGGAAAUUGCUAUUUAAGGCAGUGUCUAAAUUUUGGUUCAGGGUAGGUUUUCUCACAGCAUAGCUGACAUUUCCCAGUAUUUCACACCAUGAUUUUACAGUACUUCAGCCAUGAGUUAAGUAAGUUCAGACUUUGCAUGAAAGAAUAAAAAUAGCAGAUUUCACUUUUUUACUUAAAAAGUAGAUGCUGCACCUCUCUGUGUCACCCAUUACUCACUUUUGUCACCAGACAUGGUUACUCUAUGUUCUGCCAGCUGAUGUCUUUGCUUGAUGUCCAUCUCUUAAGGAGGCUUGGACUGUGAGAACCAUCAAAUAUAGUUUAGAUUUCGGUGUAGCAGAGGAAGCACAAGAGGCAACAGACACAAGUCACAGAGUGAGAAAUUACAGCUGGAUAUAAGGAAAAAAAUUUUUACAGGUAAGAUGGCCAAACACUGGAAGAAGUUGUUCAGAAACACUGUGGUAUCUCAUCUUUGGAGGUAGGGCUUGGAGACCUCCAGAAGUUCUUUUGUGCUUGUUACUCUGUGGUUCCAUGAUUUUGUGCAAGAGUUUGAGCAAGUGUCUUACGCAAUCCUUAUGCUAUUGUAAGGCACCAGAAAGACUCCCAAGAAAGUGUCAUUUUUAUCCCUUUCGGAAACAAAACUCCCUCAAGACUCUCCAUACCAGGAUCAAUUUUCCAGAGCUUUGCAGACUUCCACCCCUCACCCCAUGCACAAUUAACUUUGGUUUUGCCUUCAUCUUCCUGUAUGUGAAAAUGGCUUUUAGACCAAUCUCCAAAUGAAAACAUCUGCUUUAAUGAAGAAAAUUAAAUAUUCAUGAAAACAUACCAAAAAAAUUAGGCUUACUUCACCCAAAGAGUGAAAAAAAUUGCAGAAGCCUAUUUAUCCACAAGUUUUCUAUGUUUUUCCAGCAUUAUAGGACAAUUCAGGCUGGAAUUGAAUUUGGGAAGUCUGUAGUCCCAGUCCCAUCUCUUGCUGAAAGUAGGACAGGGAGUGAGGUUAGACCAGGUUACUAAGGAUUUUUCUUAGUCAGGCCCUUAAAUCCUCAAGGACAAAAGCUUCACAACCCCCUUGGGCUACUCUUCCAAAGAGAUCAGUAGUUCCAAAUUUUCUGGAAAAACACCGGUAAGCUGAAGCCCUAGCUCAAAGGAAUGUGUUGCAUUGUCAGCAGAGAACAACCUGAUUACAGCCUAAAUAACUCAUUAAGACUUCCUCCAGCCUUCCCUCAGUAAAGUGGAUCUGGUAGCACUGGAGGUGCCAGCGAGACUGUAUCCUAGUUCGAGUUGCAGCUGAGCCUCAAUGCUGGCACCCUCCUUGUCUUCAGCCCUGGAGCUCUUCCAGCUCUGGACAAAGUCACACUGGCCUUAAAAUCCAGUGCUGAACUCUAGAAGAAACACGGGGCUUUUUGUUAAUUUGGUGUGAAUGAGACAAACUGCUGAAGGGUACUCCUCUAUUAGCAGAUAGUGCAGACAGUUCAGGAUUUCUGACUGAGAUCUAAUGCAAAUAUUUUACUUUUGAGUCUUCUUUGCAGAAGCAUCUGCAACCUGGGUAAAUGGCAGUGUAUGCCAGCUGAGCAGAUAGAUGGUGCAGGUUACUGGGUAUGACCGAGGAAUUCUUGGUUGAGAGAUUAUGGCCAGAAUUCUGUGGGAAGACAGACAACUGCAAGGUGUAGGAUCAGCAAAAUUCCUGAGCACUUGCACAGUCCCUUCUGCCAGAUGUUGUGGUCUCAAUAUUCAGGCCACUUUCAUAGGUUCUCAUGAGUGAUCUAUGUGGGUAAGAUGGAAAAGUUUGUUGCAUCAUUGCCCCUGUUUCCUUUUCCAUGGACUUGAACUUGAUGAAGCACCUUUUCUGGGUCAGUUUCAAUAGGACAAAUGAAUUUCUGGCAUUAAUUUUAAUACCUGAUGCCAGGAAAAAAAAAUCAAUAUUUAAUAAUUCCUUCUUAAUAGACUUCCUGUGUCCCUGCUCAGAGUAUCCAAAGUCACCAAGAGCUUCACUAAGGCAUGGGAGCAGCAAAAGCUGUGCUCUGAAUGCUAUCACAUGCUGUCUGUUGUUAGGUCCAUAGGUUGCUUUCAAGGACUCCCCAUGGCAGUGUGUAUAGUAAUCUUAACCUGACAUACUCAAAUGGCUUCUUUGUUAACUAAGCAAGGACAAGAAGUAGCUUGUUUGAAGAGAUGCAUGCUUCCUUUUGAUAAUGAUGCCCUCCAUCAGCCUAUUCAUGGUAGAAGCAGUGCUUAAUUAACAGCUUUCUCAUGGUCACUUGUCCCCCUCUGGUCUGGCUCAGAGCUAAGUCAUGGUGGCUUUCUCACAUUUGUACACUACCACAGAGGCCACUCUCUUUGUCCUGCUGGAGAAGGAUGGCGAGAUAUGGCUUGUAUUUUGGGAUCAGUACAGAAAGAAACAUGUAAGACAGGGCCUGAUGAGCUGAGCUUACUUCACUCCAAGGGAGUGAAGGAGUAAAAAUCAUCUGAUGUGUGCAAGUAACACAAGCUUCAAAAUUAAGGAGGUUAGGGUAAGCAGAAGCCCAAAUUUUACUCAUAGUUAGUUGAAUAUACACUUCCAGAUUUUUUUCAGGAUGUUGUACCCAAAUAGACACAUUUCCUUCACACUUUAGUCACAGGACAAUUCAGGUAAGUUGAGACUUGUUUCCACAAAGCAGAAAAUGCUUUUCAGUAGUCUUUUAAUUUUGUAGUGCAUACUAGACAUUCUGUGUUUGGUUUUUUUUUUUUUGUUUUUUUUUUUGGUUUUUUUUUUUUUUUUUUUUUUUUUUGCUUUUCCCCUUUCAAACUGUGCUGCUAUAUAUCCUUUACAGCUCAACAUGUUGUUUGGUAUAGGGACUGAAUCCUUGUGAGAGGAACCAAUUUGCAGUCCUUGGGUAGCUCCCUGUAGGAUUCAUGCAGCUUAGUGCAUAGGUGGUCAUAUUUUACCUUCUGUUCUAAUCAGCUUUCCUGCUUUUUCCUUUCUGUGUUGUGCUUCAAGUUUCAGGGAUGUUUGCUAUUUGUAUCUGUCCUGGCCCUACUUUUAACCAAAAAAAGCAAUAGGAAAUUAGGUUGUCUUUUGCAACUGAUCUGCUAGUAAAGCUGUGCUUGAUAAUGAAUAGGUAAACCCUCUAAUUCUACCCAGUGGCCAUAGGCUUCUGUUAAUGGUUUCAUGUGCAGAGAGCUGUGUUUUAGAACCAGCAGUUUCCAGGACAAGCAGCUUUUUCCGUGUUGACACUGCAAGUAACAACCACAAAAGUUAGGAGGCUUCAUCUUUGCCUAAAAAUACUCCAAAUGAAUUUUUCUUGGCCCCUUCUAAGGUCUUGUAACCUAAACUAUGGGGUAAAAUCCAACCACUGAGGAUUUAUGAAACUUGGGUAAUGACAAUUUAUUGACCUCUGUGUUCUUGCUUAUUUACAAAGAGAGCCAGCUGAAGGAAAGGCAUUCAUACUUUAUUACUCUUCCUUGAACAAUGACACUUUUAUUCCUCAAGAAUUGUUUUUCUUUUUAAUUUGGAGGCAAAACACAAUUUCCCUUAAUUUGACACAUAACAGAAGAUUGGCCUGACAUGCUUUGAGUUUCUUUUCAAAUAAAUACAAAUUUCACUGUCCAAUAUUACUUUCUAGUAACUGCAAGAUUAAAGUUGAACAACAGGCUGUUCAAGAGGUAUAAAAGUAAUUUCUGAGGUGUUGUAAUUGCAUUUUUUUCCUACAAUAAAAUAGAUAUUUUUGACUGUUCCCUCACAAAUCAGCCUAAUUUCAGUUGAUGCUCUGCUAUUACAAAUACCUCAACAAAAUGAUAGAAACUAUUAUGACAAUAUCAGAUAUAAUUAAACAUGCACACUUAAGAGUUUGUGUCCUAAACCAUACACUACCGCAAAACUACCUGGCAAGAGCAAAUGCCAGCAAUGCUACUCUGCCAUCAAACUUGUAUAGGCUCGUUGGCUGCCUCAGGCUUGCUAGAAUAUAUAGUGGCUGAAUUUUGCCUGCUUUCCAUUGAUAGAAAGCACUAAUUUUGGUCUUAACUCUCUCUCCAGCUGUCAGAUCGCUGAAACUUAUAAAAGUAUAAUUAUCAGUGAUAGCCCAGCCCUUCUUUCAAAUCUGGUUAAAAUUAGCUAAGGAGAAAAUUCACUAAAGGGUGCUGGCAGACAGACAUCAGACCAAAAAUACAUCAGGUAUCGAGUGAGUUGCAUGUUUCAUGGGUAGCUGCUAAUUUAGUACUGCAUUUCUGCCAGAGCAGCCCUUGAAGAUAGCUACUCUGGUGUCCAGGAUCUGAGAUUCCUUGGUGCCUGUUUCAGUGAAGAGCAACUUGGAAAUGUUUGCGUCUGUCCCUUCCAAGCACCGCUGAGUGUUGCUGCUUGUUGUCAGAGGGGGUUUGGCACCCUGAGGAUUUUUUGUUCCCUGUGGAUUUGGGGGCACACCAGACAUCUGUACACAAGGCAGUGGAGCUGCCCCAAUGGGCUUGUGUGUGGCUAAGGGCUGUAGGUAAAAGCAGCAACAAAUCUGUAACAGCAGGGAACUCCUCCCUUGGACUUGGCCCUCAGUGAGUACCAACCUUGGUAUUGUUAUGGGCAGAAAGAGCUUUAACUCUAGAGCAGAGUUAAAGACAUAAGUCUCCCAGUUCCAGGGGCAUUUUUGACUGGACAAGACAGAGUCCAGCUGCUCUGUUUUGAGCCUGUGCAGAGUAAGGACCCUACUGCUGCAGAAGACCCAUAUUCCUGGAUUUAACUUUGUGCCUGAGAGCAUCUCUGUUGAAAUUUGUAAGCAGGUUCAUCUAGGCACAUUUAAGCUAUGUGGGUUGUCUUGGCUGAAGCCUUUCUGCAAGGUAUGUUUAAUACGCUAAGUCUGCAAGAGUAGCACAAGCACUAUUUUACUAUUUACUAUUCCUGUAAAGGACACAGUUGUGUGACACCUGGCUUUUCAAGGUGCCCUGUGGUGGUGAAGGCUAAAAAAAGUAUUUCUCCAUUGCACAGUGCAAUUUGAUGAACAGAUUUCAGAGAGCCCUAAACUAUUUAGCUGUGAGUACAGUAAGCAAUAUAGCUGCAUUAGCUCAGCUAGGUAAAUUAGCAUUGUGCAACAUAGACAUAUCCUAAAUUUCUGGUAUGGUUUCCUCAGUGACGCUUUCAAAACAUGGCUUGAAAAUAAAUUACAAUUUUUUUUUCACCCCUCCAAAACACUGUGCUAGGAAAGCUUGCAUACAUUUUCUUUUUUUUUUUUAAUCUCACUAACUUAUCUUUUAAAAUAAAUUCUAGUCUGACUACCUAAUUUAAUUUAAUUUUUCUUUUUUUUUUUUUUUUUUUUUUUUUGCUUUUAUGGGUGGCAUCCUCUCAUUCAUCUGAGCCUGGAUCGCCUGUAAGCAAAAGCUGUUUCAGCUGGGGCACAGAAGAUAGUGCCUCUGAGUGGUUGUGGCAUCACUGGAUGACUCAUGAGGAUAUUGUUGGUACUAAGAUAUCUCUACCAGUGGCUGCAAAUUCUACACUGUAAAUUCCUAAGAUAAGCUUUGAAGAUCAAGGGAGAAAGACCCAAAACACUACUGGCUGAGGCAUAUUUUAUCACAGAGGAAGAGUAUCAUCAUAACUCUACCUGUUCGAAGAGACUGAGAAAAUGAAUACUGCCAUGAGUACUUCAAAGAAUUUUUACCCUUCCUUCAUCACCACUCUGCUUGGGUGCCUUCGUAGUGAUGGGAGGAAACAUCUAGGUUGCCAAAGGUAUGAAGAGAAGCUUAGUUGUAUAGAGCAAAUGCUCCUGACUUUGAAGAUAUCAUUGGAAGGGCCAAUGGAGAAAUGCUCUGAAAUUAAAGAUAUUUCAGGGAAAAAAGAAGGGAAUCACACAGCCACGAGAAAGGAGUGUUUUUCCUUUGAAGUUUCCAGCACCAUUUAUGAAGGCUCAAAAGAAGUAUUAUUCCUAUGUUUCAGAUGAAGAAAGCUGAACUGUCAAAGUAACAUCUGACUUGAGAGUAGCCGGUAUUCUCCAAGGCAUUAGCAUUUAAGAGGACCUGAGAAAAGAUCCUGUGCCUGCCAGGAAAUUUCACUGAUUUCAUCAAGCCCCAAAACUCAGGAAGGAGGAAAAAUCUGCAAAAAUGAAGAAGUUCCCAGCAGAUCAUGCUGUCUUGUUGAAAACCCCAGUGGUAACAAUUUUUCAUAAAAUGAUAGGUAUCUGCUUCUGUGGGAUUAUUUUUAGCAGUAAAAGAGUAGAUGGUGUAAGAUAAGUGAGAAGGGAAUCCAUAAACAACUGCAUUUAAAUUACCUGUAUGGCAUCAUCUUAAUUGUUACAACAAACAGCCCAAAAUGACAAAAAAUCAACACCUUUCUACUCAGAAGAUAAGCUGCUUUUAAAAAGAAAGGAAUGAAACCUAGGUCUAUCAUUAUUAGAAUCCCAGUUAACUAAAAUGGACAUGACUGGAGAAGCAGAGACACCUGAGCAGCUUUGAAGACAUUUCUCUGGCAUGUUCUCACUGACUCUGAGGCUUUAUUUCCAGCCACAGGGUCUGCUUAUCCUAGUGUAGCACCCUUCAACUCAACCUUCCCCAAAGGAUUAAGCAGACAUGGUCUGAGACAAGAGCUAAGCACAAGCUGUAUUGUGGAGUCAGCCUUCACUAUAAGGAGACUCAUACACUGGGAAGAAUUCAAGCAGCUCUGAUCUGCUCUACUCUGCCUGCAGCCUUGGUGAGGCAGAGCAUCACAGGAAGAGGAAAGUGAAUUCCUGAGAGACAAGUACUGAUGCAGAGGAAGGGGGAAAACAAGACUUGAUCACCUAAGGAAGAGUGCCGGUUCCUAAGUAAAGCUGUGAGACAACAAGAGAGAGGCACAGUUGUGUUAUUGUGUAUAGAAGGCCAGAGUUGGGAGUCUGGUUUCUUGAGGGCAAUGUCCUGGCAAGUACUCUUGUGCAUAUGCUGUAAUAUAAUGUUCCAGUGCAUCCGUACAUCCAUCCAUGCUGCAAAUGGCAUGGUAGUGAUAUCUUAAAAAAAGAAGAAGAAGUGAAACCACCCUGUUGGAGAGCUUUACAAUGCUUAGCUGCUCUCCAGGAGUGCUUGGUGUAGCUACAGCAGGCAAAACAGCCCUCCCAUCUAUACACUGGCACACAGCAAAGCAACCCAUUUAUGUGAGCACCUGGUUGAUCAAUUUGCCUAUGACAGAUCUUGGCACACCCUCUCCUCUGGCUGUAAAGCUUUACUGACUUGUGUGGUUUUUCCCCCACAAACUCUUGUCUGGCAUGGGAGGACUUGGAACAGAACAACUCUGGCUCUGGCAACAACAGGAAAGUACAUUUUAGAUAACCCUUUAUGGUGCAAGCUUUGCAGCCAUUUAAGGGCUUUUCUGUGGGGUUGGAGAGGAAGGGCUGUCCAUCAUCCAAAGUCUAUUGCUGUGGGAAGGGUGCCUCUGGCUGCAAAGGUCUUUGGCAAAGGCCACGAGCAGUUGAAGGCUGCUCUGAGAAAUGGAUAUGGGCUCACAGUUCCCCACAGGGUGCUGUGCAGAAGUGAGCACUCUUCCAGCGGUCAUCCCAGUGCAUCAUUCAUUAAACAUAACGCCCUACAGGAAAAUCAAGGCUUUGUGUUUUCCAUACCCCCUCCUGCAUCAGCCCUGACGUCAGUAGGUCGGAACCACGGAAGUUAAAUUAAGGCCAGUUCAGUCUAAUAGGCAAGGGAUAGCAAAUGCCGAGAAGUCAAGGUAAUGAGAAAAUACCUGCCAUCUGGAGCUGUCAUAAGCACGAAGUUACAUCUCUCGCCACAAAAUAAAUAAAUCACCGCCUGCAAAACAUUACUCUCCCUGGAUGCAAAGUCCCACUCCUGCUGCUUCCACCAAAAAUUUUGGCCUCCCCACUUUCUGUGUGGUCAGUGGCUUCUACUGAAAGCCCCAGGGGGACAUGCCUGGGCAGGGAGAGACAUCUGCAAGCGCUGCCUGCUCAGGCACGAUGGCUGGAGCGUAGGGAGCCGCUCUGCUGCAUCCGCUCGCUCCAGCCCUCGCUCUGACGGAAAGUUUUCCUCCUGGCUCUGACAGCACCGCAGCCACUUGGGGAAGCACAUGACUUCCUUGGGAGACGGUGUUUCUUAUUUGUGUUGCAGGCCUCCAGCAGGCAUGGCACCGAGGCAAUAUUUAUAUCAGUUUUUGUAACAUCAUCGCAGCAGCUGCAGUUUUGGGAACUGAAGUGCUGGCUGGAAGUGGGAGAGAGAGGCACAAAGCACAACACGCCACAUAGAAAUGUGGAUACAAGGGGGGAAAAAAAAGGAAAAAAAAAACAGGGCAAGAAAAGAAAAUUGGCAACCAGCCUCCUCCCUCAGAAAGCUCAUUGUGUUCCCUGGUGCCAGGGGUGCUGCUUGCCCUCCAGAUGGUUACCACAGGGCCCAUCUGUGUAAAAGCAAGUCAGUGGCAAUUGCAGCUCAGGAUGUGUGUGAUGGGGUCAGAUCUGUCCCCUCAGGGUGCUUGAACUCCUAGGGGAGCAGGACAGGGGAAGGGGAGUCCUCCAGCCAGGUGGCUUUCUGCGCUACAAGCCAAACAGUGUUCAGCAGUCUUCUCAUACCCUUCAGCUGUGAGAAAGCAUAGUGCAACACUUGUGUGCAGGUAACCAUGUUGCUCCCAAAACUGCUGCAGCCCCGUGCUGUGCCUUGGCAGCCAGCCCUAGCAAGCUCAUUAUCCCACCUACUGGCGCAGUCGUGCUGCUCCCAGGUCCCCAGCUUGGGUCUCUGACCCACACUCUACAGGUGUCCUGAUCUCUGUGGAACUACCAUGCUGUGGCUGGGAAAUCCCCAGGGAGGUAGGAUGGGGGUCCUGUCUGCCAGAUGAUUUACUUGCUGCUUCCCAUGAGAGGUCUUCUCUCCUUUUCUGCCCCCUGGCUUGAUUUCAGUGGUGUUUAGCCAUUGGAGGUUUGAGAAUUCUCUGGUGCUGUGGGGCUGCCUCAAAGAUAGAGUUGUCUUCACUGUGUCUCCUUGUUUCUUCAUCUGCCCUGCAGAGACAGGAGAGUGCCCUUCGUGGGUGCCAUGUGUGCAAGAGGGGCUCUCCACUGCCCAUGCAUGUUCUCAGUAGAUGGUUUCUGCCUCUACUGACAAACAGCAGCAGCUGGCAGAACAUAGGCCUGAAUCCUUCCCUGUCCAUUGCUUUUUCUCCAUAUAACUCCACAGGCCUGUGGAGUUAUGUCUGACAGAGGAGGUGUCACAGAGUCUCCAGUUACCUUAAAGCUUGAUGAAACUGAAGAAAGUUGACAUAAAGCUAAAAAGUUCCCACAAGCUGCAGCCCCAGACCUGUCAGGUGAUGCACAUUUCAUCAUGGGCAAGAGCUGAAGGUCAUUUGACCCAAAUAUAGCUGUGUGGUGCAAAACACCUUCAUUGUCCUGGACAGCACAAGGUCUCUAGAAAAAGCUGGGCUGCCAAUGAGCUCUCCAGUUCGUGUGUCCUGCAGUCCUCUGAAAGGACUGCUGUGAGGACCUAGCAGGGGAACCAUCACUGUGUCUGCCUGGGAGGACUCCUGAAAACCAGCACCUGAAGCUGCAUCACAGGCUCCCUGAGGCAGAGACACCACCAAAGACUGGUGACAUGCACAGGAUGUCUGAAACAAUGAGCACCAGUGAGGAGAAUAAACUUCCCUUGAAUGGGAGAAGAGCCAUCCCACUAAACUACUCCAAUGAUGAAGAAAAUGAGGUUCCUGAGAUGGAAGUUUUUGGAUCGAUACCUAGAGGAUUUAAUCCCAGAGAUUACCUGCGUGUUGUGGAUAUUUAUAUGUUCAAGGAGCCUCAGGAGAUCAACAAGCAGGAGCAUCACACUGACAAGUACUACAACCCCAAGCUGAUAGUGCGUCGGGGACAGGCUUUCCAAAUCCAGAUUGACUUCAGCCGACCCUACCAGCCAGAGUCAGACCAAUUCUGGCUGGAGUUUUUGAUGGGUCGCUACCCACAGCAAAACAAAGGCACCUACAUCCCAAUCCUAGUAGGCAGUGCACUAAAACCUGGUCAGUGGGGAGCGAAGAUUAUCCACAGGGAAAACAACUCCAUUCGGCUGUCCAUCAUGUCCUCUGCCACCUGCAUCAUUGGCAAGUUUCGCUUUUAUGUUGCUGUCUUGACUCCCUACGGCGUCCUUCGGACACGCAGGAAUUCAGCGACCGACACCUACAUCUUGUUCAAUCCCUGGUGCCAGUUGGAUGCUGUGUACCUGGAUGAUGAGAAAGAAAGGGAAGAAUAUGUCCUGAAUGAUGUUGGUAUUGUAUUCCAUGGAAACGUCGAAGAUGUAAAAUCAAGAAGCUGGAGUUACGGGCAGUUUGAAGAAAACGUUCUGGAUGCUUGCCUGUUCCUGAUGGACAAGGCAGAACUGGAGCUCUCUGGUCGUGGAAACCCAAUCAAAAUCUGCCGUGUUGCCUCAGCAGUGAUUAACUCCAGGGAUGAUGAUGGGGUGAUUGCUGGAUCCUGGAACAAUACGUACGAUUAUGGUGUUGCGCCUUCAGCCUGGACGGGAAGUGUGGACAUUCUCUUGGAGUACUACAGUUCUAAGCAACCUGUCCGAUAUGGCCAGUGCUGGGUUUUUGCUGGUGUCUUCAACACAUUUCUGAGAUGCUUGGGGAUACCUGCAAGACUCAUUACCAACUAUUCUUCUGCCCAUGAUAACAAUGCCAAUUUACGGAUGGACUUCUUUCUGGAUGACGAAGGAAAAGUGGACACCAGACUUACAAAAGAUUCUGUCUGGAAUUAUCAUUGCUGGAACGAAGCUUGGAUGACCAGACCUGACCUUCCUGUUGGUUUCGGAGGAUGGCAGGUUGUUGAUGGGACACCUCAAGAAACCAGUGAUGGUAUGUACAGGUGUGGUCCAGCCUCAGUUCAAGCCAUUAAACAUGGUCACGUUUGCUUCCAAUUUGAUGCUCCUUUUGUCUAUGCUGAGGUGAAUAGUGACAUUUUCUUCACAAGAAUGGAGAAAAAUGGAACCCAAGUGGUGGAGAACAUUGACACAACCCGUAUUGGGCAGUUGAUUGUGACCAAGGAAGUUGGAGGUGAUGGAAUGGUGGACAUUACUGAGGAGUACAAGUUCCGAGAAGGCUCAGAUGAGGAGAGGCUGGCUCUUGAGACUGCUGUGAUGUAUGGUGUUAAAAAGCAAAGUAUCCAAGAUACCACGUACCAGCCACAGACAGAUGUUGACAUGGACUUCCAAGCGCAAAAGGCAGUCCUUGGCAAUGACUUCAAAGUCACUAUAACUUUCAGGAACAAGAGUCGCAACUCCUACACUGCAACUACCUACUUUUCAGGCAACAUAGUGUUUUAUACAGGAGUCCCAAAAAGGGAAUUCAAGAAACACUCUUUCAGUGCAAAACUGGAACCCUCUUCAUCCAGCUCUUUCGACAUUGUGAUCAAAUCGAGCGAGUACAUGCGUGACCUGCUGGAGCAAGCCUCCUUUCAUUUCUUUGUGACUGCGCGGAUCAAUGAGACAGGGAAGAUUCUGGCCGUGCAGAAGGCGGUAGUGCUGGAAAUUCCCACCCUGCGGAUCAAGACCAAAGGUGAACUGGUAGCUGGUAAAGAAACGUCUGUGAUUGUGGAAUUCACCAAUCCUCUGAAACAAACCCUGGAGAACAUCACGCUCCGCCUCGAGGGACCUGGCAUGCUGAGAACAAUAAAAAAGCAGUUCGGGAGAAUCCCGAUGAACUCUACACUGACCUGGGAGGUAAAAUUUACCCCAAUGCGAGCAGGUUUACGGAAGCUGAUUGCAAGCCUGAAUUCUGAUACUUUGAGGCAUGUGUAUGGUGAGCUGAAUGUCCAGAUUCAGAAACCAUGAACCAAGGUGCUGCCUUCUUCUCUCAUUUAGCUAUAUUUAAAAAUAUAGCCUUAACUAUAUUGGGUGGCUGAUGGAGAGGUAUAAAUCUGCUUAUUGUUAUUUUGGUCAUCCCUCUGCUGAAAAAAAUUGAUAAAGCAAACUAAUUGGUAUGACUGAGGAGAGCAUAAAAAAGCACCUGGAUGCUGAAUGAUUUAAAAUUAGCUAUAUGUAAUUAAAGGCAAUUCUAGGACAUAUUAUUCCUGUAGCUCACUUGUAUUUAUGGUCUUUUGCAUUAGUGCUGCAAGGGAAUUUGCAAAGCUCCAUUCGCCAGAGUAAUCUGAACUUUAGUUUUAAUUAAGGCCUGGUAUUUCACUGAAAAGGGAAGGGAAAAAAUAAAGAACCCAGUGUUAUAAAUUCUUAGACUGAAUUACACAAUGUUAUGGUAGAUCAUUCAGGCUGCAAUAGAAACAGGUAUUUCUAGCUAAAAGGGUCUGUUUUAUCCUGCAAAUUAAUAAUGUUCUUGUUUGUGGAGAGCUCACUUUGCUGGAAGCAUCUCUCAGGAUGUUUUAUCUCCAGAAUAUUCUCAGCCUCUUGUUUGUCUUGCAGCUUCCCUGUGCUUUUUCUCCUACUCUCUCAUGUGUGCAGGCACUCACACAGACUCACUUCAUACCCUCAUCAGACCCCACAUGCAGUUGGUGUGCUGUUCCUCUACUUUGCUGGGUGAAAUCCAGAGGUUUUCUGCCUCUGCUCAGAGUUUAUCACACAAAACCUGCACUUGCUGUUCGUAUCUCUUGUGUAAGACAUGUUCUCUCUUCACCCUUCUCUGCCUUUUUUUCUCUCCUGAACCCACCCUAUAGACCCAUCUCCCACAUGAGUGUGUCAGGAGUGUUUGCUGUCCCAGAGCAGUCCAGGCUGACAAAUGGGAUGAAGGAAAGAGGAGUGGAGCAGGGAGCCUGAGGCUCUUUUCCUGCCAGUGCCACAACCUAGCCAGUGUCCUGCACUGAAGCUGGGGGUGACUUUAAACUAAAAAUAUGGGUAUGAGUUCAGAUUAAAUAGUGCCUGAAAGUUCCCAAGAAUCAUGGCUAAAGCAGAACGGAGACCUGUUACAUGAGUAACCCUAGGAAUAAAGAGGGACAGAAUCUCAUCUGGGAAAGGAAUAAAGAUGUAUCCUGGGAGUCGGAAGCUUACACAAACCCCAGCAACUCCUCCCCUCUGGCCACAGUGUGUAUGUAAGAGCAGAUCAGGUAUUAACAGCACAGGGGAGCUGGCUGAGCUUCUAAAGUUAAAAGGAACAUCUUUCUCAUUAAACCCUGGGGUUUUACUGCAUGGCCCUGUCGUUUGGUGGUGUCAGUGAAAUGCAAGGAAGAUGCCUUCCUUCCCUUCUGCUCCUCUUGUUGCUGCACAUUGCCCAUGGCACCUCCUGCAAGGCCUGUAACCAGCUGUUAAAGUCUUGGGAGAGGGGAAAUGCAGCUGCUCUUGCAGCUGCUCUUUUUGCUAAGUUGUGGGGAACAAAGCAAAAAUUAAUAUCACCUCAUAUAUUCUGGGACUACCCCAGGAUCCAGGAAAACCAGAUUUUUGGGAGCUUUUACUUAAGAAAUGGACACACCUUCAUUUUAUACAGCCUAUGUGACCACAUCAGAAACUUUGCCAUGUCAAAGUCCUGUGGGGUAGAAGAGACUGAACAGUGUACUGUCAGUGCAAGGUGACAAUCUCUGUUAGGUAAUUAAGCAGUCUUACCAAGCUCUACAUCUUCUAAUAAAAUUAUCCAUUUUGUGCUCUUGCAUAUAAACCUGCUUUCUAUUCCAGGCAUUUUAUAAAUACAUUGUAAUAAGAAUUCAAAAUAAAGCGUGUCUGAUUGCA